Molecule: messenger RNA, 5022 nt
Organism: Poeciliopsis prolifica (blackstripe livebearer)
Lineage: Eukaryota; Metazoa; Chordata; Actinopteri; Cyprinodontiformes; Poeciliidae
Product: glutamate receptor 2-like
Exons: 17
Coding region: 353-3178 (941 amino acids)
Biological process (GO): monoatomic ion transport; synaptic transmission, glutamatergic; modulation of chemical synaptic transmission
Cellular component (GO): AMPA glutamate receptor complex; postsynaptic membrane; dendritic spine
Molecular function (GO): transmitter-gated monoatomic ion channel activity involved in regulation of postsynaptic membrane potential; AMPA glutamate receptor activity
Source: RefSeq, a predicted model, not a curated record
UUUCAUUAACAUUCCUCAGUUGUGGGUGUGAUACCGAGAAGAUCUCCGGCGCGCGGCGCGGCGUGGCGUGGCGCGGCGCGGAGCGGAGACGCGCACCGGCUCCGUGCGUUCAGAAGAGGCGCAGCUGCCGGUGGAAGGGGAGUGACGAGGAGGAGCGGAAAAAGAGAGCAGAACCUCACCGCCGGCCACCAUUCCUGUACUGGUGUCAUUUACCUGCCACAAACCCAGAAGAUUUUCUCUUAUCUUCUCUCCGAGGCGAAAGGUUAUUAAUAUGUGUUGGAUCUAGCGCCUUCAAAGAGAAACAAGGGAAGACCAGAUUCAUCUGGUGGAUGUGGACACCUGAACUGUAGACAUGGGGAAUAUAGUGAAUUUAUUUUUUUCUAUUCUUCUGGUUUUAUGGGUCUGCGCGUUUGGGGGCUCGCCCAGUGUUCAGAUCGGGGGACUUUUUCCAAGGGGCGCAGAUCAAGAGUACAGCGCGUUUCGGAUAGGAAUGGUUCAGUUUGGAACCUCGGAAUUCAGACUGACUCCCCAUAUUGACAAUCUGGAGGUUGCCAACAGUUUCGCUGUGACCAACUGUUUUUGUUCACAGUUCUCAAGAGGUGUCUACGCCAUCUUUGGAUUUUAUGAUAAGAAGUCUGUCAACACCAUCACGUCGUUUUGUGGCACGCUACAUGUGUCCUUCAUAACGCCCAGCUUCCCUCUGGACGGAAACCAGCAGUUCGUCAUCCAGAUGCGGCCUGAUAUCAAGGGGCCCCUCCUCAGCCUGAUCGAGUACUACAAGUGGGACAAGUUCGCCUAUCUGUAUGACAGCGAUCGAGGUCUGACAACUCUGCAGGUUGUUCUGGACAUCGCAGCAAUAAAGGAGUGGCAUGUGACAGCCAUCAAUGUGGGAAACCUCAAAGAUGAGAAGAAGGACGAAGCUUACCGCUCACUCUUCCAAGAUCUGGAGAGCAAGAAAGAGAGGAGGGUGAUCCUGGACUGCGAGCAGGACAAAGUGAAAGACAUCAUGGAGCAGGUCAUCAAAAUUGGCCAACAUAUUAAAGGCUAUCACUACAUCAUUGCUAAUCUGGGUUUUGUUGACGGAGACCUUUCCAAAAUUCAGUAUGGUGGAGCUAAUGUGUCAGGCUUCCAGAUUGUUGAUUUCGAAGAACCUUUGGUCUCAAAGUUUAACCAACGAUGGGAAGCACUGGAGGAGAAGGAAUAUCCAGGAGCAGACAGCAAAAUACGGUAUACAUCAGCGCUGACCUACGACGCUGUCCAGGUGAUGACAGAAGCCUUCAGAUACCUUCACAAACAGCGCGUUGACUUCACAAGGAGGGCCAACACAGGGGACUGUCUGGCUAAUCCUGCUGUGCCUUGGGCUCAGGGAGUGGAAAUUGAGCGAGCGCUGAAACAGGUGAAUGUGGACGGCCUUUCUGGAAACAUCCAAUUUGAUCAACAUGGCAAGAGACUCAAUUACACAGUGGGUGUGAUGGAAUUAACAGAUAAUGGUCCUGUGAAGAUUGGAUUCUGGAAUGAAAACAACAAAAUGGUUGUGACCAAAAAAGAUAUCUCUAGCAACGACACAAUCGGGGGAAACAAAACAGUUGUUGUCACCACCAUUUGCCUCGUUCUCCUCCUUCAGGAAGCUCCGUAUGUUAUGCUGAAAAAGAACGCCGACCAGUUUGUGGACAAUGAGCGCUAUGAGGGUUACUGUGUUGAUCUGGCUGCUGAAAUAGCCAAACACUGUGGCUUCAAGUAUGAGCUGAGAAUCGUGGGUGAUGGAAAGUACGGAGCCAGAGACGCAGAAACCAAAAUCUGGAAUGGAAUGGUUGGAGAGUUGGUGUAUGGUAAAGCAGAUAUCGCAGUGGCGCCUUUGACCAUAACAUUGGUGCGAGAGGAAGUGAUUGACUUUUCUAAGCCUUUUAUGUCUCUGGGAAUCUCCAUCAUGAUCAAGAAGCCUCAGAAAUCCAAACCUGGAGUGUUUUCUUUCUUGGACCCUCUGGCCUAUGAGAUCUGGAUGUGCAUCGUUUUUGCUUACAUCGGCGUCAGCGUGGUGCUGUUUCUUGUCAGCCGCUUCAGCCCCUAUGAGUGGCACACUGAGGAGUACGAAGACGGCCAGAUCCAGACCAAUGAGUCGACUAACGAGUUUGGCAUAUUUAACAGCCUGUGGUUCUCACUUGGAGCCUUCAUGAGACAAGGAUGUGACAUCUCUCCCAGAUCCCUGUCUGGGCGAAUUGUUGGCGGCGUCUGGUGGUUCUUCACUCUAAUCAUCAUCUCCUCCUACACGGCUAACCUGGCUGCCUUUCUGACUGUGGAGAGAAUGGUUUCUCCCAUUGAAAGUGCGGAGGAUCUGGCCAAACAGACGGAGAUAGCAUAUGGAACUCUGGACUCUGGCUCCACUAAGGAGUUUUUUAGGCGCUCAAAAAUUGCCCUCUUUGACAAAAUGUGGACAUACAUGCGCAGCGCAGAACCAUCCGUCUUUGUAAAAACCACAGCUGAGGGGGUCCAGAGAGUCCGCAAGUCUAAGGGGAAGUACGCCUACCUGCUGGAGUCCACCAUGAACGAAUACAUCGAGCAGCGAAAGCCCUGCGACACCAUGAAGGUGGGAGGUAACCUGGACUCCAAAGGCUACGGGAUCGCCACUCCGAAAGGAUCCUCAUUAAGAAAUGCGGUUAACCUCGCAGUACUAAAACUGAAUGAGCAAGGCCUGUUGGACAAAUUGAAAAACAAAUGGUGGUACGACAAAGGAGAGUGCGGCAGCGGGGGAGGUGAUUCCAAGGUCAGCCCCAUAAACCUUGCAGUAUUGAAACUCAGUGAACAAGGCGUCUUAGACAAGCUGAAAAACAAAUGGUGGUACGAUAAAGGUGAAUGUGGAGCCAAGGACUCUGGAAGUAAGGAGAAGACCAGUGCCCUAAGCCUGAGCAACGUGGCUGGGGUCUUCUACAUUCUGGUCGGAGGACUCGGUUUGGCCAUGCUGGUGGCCUUGAUUGAGUUCUGUUACAAGUCCCGAGCCGAGGCGAAACGAAUGAAGGUGACCUUUGGGGAUGCCAUGAGGAAUAAAGCGAGACUUUCCGUUACAGGGAGUACUGGGGAGAAUGGUCGGGUGAUGACUCCAGAGUUUCCCAAAGCUGUCCACGCUGUCCCGUAUGUGAGACCUGACAUGGGACUAAACGUCAGCCUGACAGAUCUAUCCUGAUCACUGAGAAACUCCUGAGUGCCUUACAAUGGUUUUAAUAGAGUGAUUUUUUUUUUUCGUCCCUUGUUUCUGUUUUGGCACUUUUUUUUUAUUUGUCUUGUGAAAAAGUAAAGGUAUGAGAGAGAUUUCUCUUUCUCCACACAGACUUUUACUGUUGCUCUCUAUCUACAUUUUCCAUAAAAUAGCUUCCCUCAAAGGGUGGAAUUUUACUCGAAAUAUAAACAGUUGGCUUUUGUUUUCUAAACUUGUGGUAUCAUGCUUUCCUACCUGCUUGAACUGGACUGAGAAAGAAGCAAGGGCUUGAUUCACGGCUGCAGUUUCUCCUGGGUGUCAGCGAUUCAGUCAGCCCCGCUGUAUUUGUGUGCCUGAACAGUGCAAGUGUGUGUGUAUGUGUGUGUGUCCGCAUGUGUGAGAGAGAGGGAGGGAGGGGUCAAUUUAUUGAUUACAACCAUUUCUGUAGCCCCUACCGCCAAACUGGAUUUUCAAGCACACUUGAUAUCACCUCCAUUAAGAUGUGAAAUGGAUUUCUUUUUGUAAGAAAAUUUGCAGAGAAAAAAAUGUACAAAAAAAUAUUUUUAUGUAUUUUCACAGAAUAGCUUUUAAAUAAACUUGCGUACAUACUGGUUGGAUAUGAACGACUUAACGUGAGAGUUCAGAUAGAAAGUAGUAAACAGCUUCUAGUUCCAUAUUUCGAAAGCCAAAAAUAUUGCAUAAGAGAGUGAGACCUUAACGUCAUGUAAUUAAUUCUUAAUAAAAACUUUCCUGUAUAUUUUAUUCUUUAACAUUAGGUGUUGAUAUGAUCUAUAUGUCAAUGCUUGACAUUUGGAAAUAAUCCUUCUUAGCUUUUUAUUGUUGGAGUUGUUGCAGCAGUUUUCUUUUGUUCUUUUGUCUCUGUUGGCUUCAGUGCUUUUGCUGUUUGUAAUUUUUCUGAUGAGGACCAGAGUUACUGCUCUGUUUUCAAGAAGAAACAUAAUCUGUUUACAUGCCAUGAAUGGAAAACAAUGAACAGGCCGAUACGAUAUUAUAGUAUGACAUUCGAAGGUGAUAUGAAGACGAGGCAUCCACUUUCAUAUUGCUUAGGUGAAAGUCCAAAAUGCCAAAUAAGUAAGAGUGCCAAAUUCUAGUGCCAGUAGGUAUAACUAUAGUCUUACUAUAAUGAAUAACUGUCAUCUCAGUGAAUGUAAAUGACUCUGAUACAUUCUGUAACUUUUGUAUCUAGGUGUACAGUUGGUGGCAAUGACAGUGCUAAUAACAACAGCCUUUUUGCUUUGUUUUUCAUCUCCAGAGUUUUUGCAUUGAUCUGACAAUAAAGUAGCACCGGUUGCAUGUCGUUGCCACAUUAUUCUACAUACAUAUAUUUUAUUAAUGCCAUUUGUUUUCAUUGUUUUUGUUGAAACUGUGAGGUUACUUAUUUGAAAUUGGAAAUAUAAUGUAAGACAUAUACAUAUAUAAAUAUAAAUAUACACACAAUAUAUAUACAUAAAUCAUAUAUUUUAUAUAAAAAGUUGAAAUAUUUAAAAGCUGUAUCCUGUUACAAAAGCUACUUUGCUUCCGUUAAGAACUACAUUUAUUUGUCAGCAUUCUGAAAAUGCUUUUAAACUAUUUUCAGUUCUGUUUUGCACUAUUUUUUAAAUUAGCACAUUUGUCUUCAAUUCCCUGUCAAAACUCAACCUAAGCUGUAUUAUUUUCAAUGCCUCUUCAAUUCAACAUUAGAAACAAACCACAGUUGCUAAUCAGUUCCAUUACAUAUUCAGGCUUAACACUGACAUUUUGUAUAUGGAAUGUGUGCUAACUUCAUUAUUUUUUGAAACUAUUUCUAAAUAAAAGUUACUGAUUUCUUGUUA